AUGAGUGACAAAAGUGUCAACACGGCAGCUCUACUUUCAAAACUUAUAGCCUUUGUCCCUUCCACACAAAAAUUUCCACAAAUUGUCUCAACUUGUCAAGAGAUUGACACUAGCAUUUCCGAAGUUACCGAAGAAGCAAAGAGUACUUGUGAAUUUUAUCAGAAUGUAAUUUCUUUACCACCUACUAGUAUCGAUAAAAAAAGUAACCUCAACAAUAUUUUUUCAAAUAACACUGAGGUUAAAGACACUUGGCACUGCGAUUCUUGUACUCUUGAUAUUCCUUCACAAUCCUUUGAACAACACUUGCAUAGUACAGCUCAUCUAAUAUCCCAUGCACCAGAUGAUUCUGUCCCGGUUGAUCCAUUGGUUUUAAACGACACCAAUAUAGGGUUCCGUAUACUUCGUGGACAAGGCUGGACUUAUGAAAAAGGAUUAGGAAUCAGUGAGCAAGGAAGACGGCAACCUAUAACGCCAAAAAUUAAAAAUGAUCGUUUGGGAAUUGGCUUAAAUUCAAACUCAUUAAAGAAACAGAGAUAUUUUAAACAAGAGAAAAGAAGUAAAAAGAUAUUAUUAAGUGCGAAGGAAGCAGCGCGACAAUAUGAGAAAGAAAAAAAAGAAAGGAUUAAUUUACUGGCUUACAUGAAUCGUUAG
Molecule: messenger RNA, 651 nt
Organism: Ambispora gerdemannii
Lineage: Eukaryota; Fungi; Glomeromycota; Glomeromycetes; Archaeosporales; Ambisporaceae
Source: the annotation of a GenBank genome assembly